AGAGGGGGAAAAAAGUAUAAAAUAAUGUUCUUCAUAUACAGAUAAAUGACGUCAUCGUGCGACAAAAUAAUAGUUGCGAAACACCUAUCUUGUUACGUGGUCCAUUAGGAUAAGUCGAGGGUAGUUCUAUUGUUAUAUAUUGUUAAAUGUAAUACUGUUCUAUUUAUAGUGGAGGGAUAGUUCGCAAGACCUCAGUACAUCCAUUUCAUUCGAACGAUGAAUGUUGUCUUGGGCAGUAUCUCGAUUUGGACAUUAUACGCGUUGGUGUCAUGCGUGUCAGUCUCAUGUCUGUCGAUGGCCAAAAAAGUGAGAUGGGAACUGGUGUACGACCCGAUGCCGAACGAAGACACGUUCGAUCGGUUCACCGCCGCCGACCACUACGCGGCCGUAAACAUGAUACAGCAACGGGACGAACAGCAACGGCAGCGGGACGAGCAGCAGCAGCAGCAGCAGCUGUGGCGGCACAGGGACAAGCAACAGAAACGGCACCACCACCGCCAGCUACAGCAACAGAAGCGGGACGAGUGGCAACAGCGCCGCAGCAGCAGCAAUAGCGAGUCACGGUUCGUCGAUAGCGUGUCAGUGCCCGCGUCCGAGAUUUGCAACUGUACGCAAAAGACGACGAUCCACCGGCUGACCCAAAACCACUACCCCAAGGAGCUACUGUCGGUAACGUGCAGCGGAAACUGGUGCAAGACGGCCUCGUACCUAGUGCCGGUGUUGUUGAAAUCGAACACGCAGUCAGUGGAUAACCAAGAAGACUUGCCGGACGAGCUGCAGCAGAACAUCAAUCACUGGAUGUUUGACCCCGUAAGCAUCCCGGUUGCCUGUUAUUGUUCAAUUAAAUAAACGAUAUUUUUGCCUUUGACCUA
This is a messenger RNA of Aphis gossypii (cotton aphid), 872 nucleotides long. RefSeq lists its product as uncharacterized. The coding region runs from base 217 to 849 and encodes 210 amino acids. NCBI's taxonomy places the organism in Eukaryota, Metazoa, Arthropoda, Insecta, Hemiptera, Aphididae. The transcript has 2 exons. The record is from RefSeq and is a predicted model, not a curated record.